Cetraspora pellucida is the source of this 1159-nucleotide messenger RNA. Lineage: Eukaryota; Fungi; Glomeromycota; Glomeromycetes; Diversisporales; Gigasporaceae. The record is from the annotation of a GenBank genome assembly.
AUAUCUGCGAAAUAAUGGUUGAUGGAUCUAGAUGCAUAAUUCUCUCACGACCAGAAUAUAUUGAAAAACUUAUGUCAACAUGUGCAAGAAGGUUGCCAUAUUAUCAGGGUCUGGAUGAAUUCGGAUUUAGUAAACAUGGAAUCGCCGGCAAUGAUGUGUAUGAAAUUUGGAGGUUUAACAGACAGUUCUUUGAUCAUGUUUUAAUGUCACCUAGAUUUAGGGAUUACACUGUAAAGUCUAUAAAUAAAUUGUUUGAAGAAUUGAGGUGGUGCUGGCAGUCUCUUGGAAUGCAAAAUGUUCCAAAUAAAAAUGACAACAAUAAUUGGACUUUAGAAACAGAUUUUGCUAAAUGGUUUCAUGCAUUUGCAAACGAAAUUAUUUCAGUAAUAGUCACCAGUGAACGCACAUAUUCUAUUGCCUCCUACUAUAACAUGCAAAGUGCUGUCAAGCAUGAAUAUUCUGAUGCAUCUGAUUGGAUCGAGAAGAUUGAAGCAAUGCCAGUGGGUACAGAAAUGAGAUCCGAUAUGCUGACUUCCUUAAUCACUUUAAACACCGAAAAGGAUACUGAUACUGCUAAAAUAAAAACAGUGGACGGUAUGACGUAUAAACCUAUGCCUGACGAAGAGAUCCGAAGUAAUUUGUUAGAGGCAUUCGGGGGUGGAUCAGAUAGUACUGCCAACACAUUUUGCUCUAUAACCUACUAUGUUUGUAAACAUCUAAAUGUAAAACAAAAAAUGAUUUCAGAAAUUGACUCUGUAUUCUCUAAAUAUUCUAAUCUAUCUUAUCUGACAAGAGAUGAUCUCUUAAAAUUGAAAUAUUGUAAGGCCAUAAUUAAUGAAGCCCUUCGUAUGAUUCCCGUAACAAAUAUUAUAACUCGUCACAUGACUGAAGAGUGUGAAAUUGCAGGAUAUAAAUGGGCUUCUGGUACACUUUUUCACAUAAAUAUUUCAGGGUUACAUAGCCACCCUGAGGUUUGGCCUAAUCCUGAAGUUUUUGAUCCAGAUAGAUUUUAUAAUAUCGACCAAGAUGAUAAAAGAUUAAAAGACAAAUAUUCCUUGGUAACUUUUGGUGGUGGUUUACGAAUCUGCCCUGGAAGGAAACUGGCUAUGACUCAGCUACUUUUAUGGAUGUCAUUAGUUUACAGAUAUUAUAAUGUUGA